AUGGUUAACUUCUCUACUGCAAGAUCUCAAGAUCAUAUCUUCAAAGCACCUCCGGUAAGUUCAAGUCUACUAUGCUAUAGUAAUUGUGCAACUUGCCCUUUUAUCUGCUCACCGCCUCCACCAGCUCCACCAGCAAUGCCUUCUAAAUCACCGCGACAUUUGCCUUUGCCUCCAAUCAGUCUCUCACCACCAGAACCUUACAAUUUUGACCAACCACCACCUUUGCCUCACAUCAACCUCUCCCCACCAGAAUCAAACUACUUUGAUCAGCCACCACCUUUGCCUCGUAUCACUUUCUCGCCACCAGAACCUUACUAUUAUGAUCAACCACCACCUCUGCCUCCAAUCAAUUUCUCGCCACCAGAACCUUACAUUUUUGAUCAACCAGCACCUCUUUUACCAGCAUUUCCGCCACCACCACCACCAUAUGCUGCUGCAUGGAGCAAUAAUCCUUAUGCAGUUUCGCCUCCGGUCCCACCAAACUAUGUUGCAGGUCAAGGGCCGCCAGGGACAGGGCAGCAAAGGAGUUUCACCUUUCCUUACUAUUACUACAACAUCUCACAGGGCUGUUGCAUUUCUUUUCACUUUGCAUUUCUCUUUCAUUUUAUUGUUUGUCUAGCAAUGUUCCUAGCUGUUUAG
Molecule: messenger RNA, 639 nt
Organism: Daucus carota subsp. sativus
Lineage: Eukaryota; Viridiplantae; Streptophyta; Magnoliopsida; Apiales; Apiaceae
Product: leucine-rich repeat extensin-like protein 2
Exons: 1
Coding region: 1-639 (212 amino acids)
Source: RefSeq, a predicted model, not a curated record